GGGUGGGGGGGAGGGAGGUAGGUGGAGAAAGAAGAUAUUGCCGCCACCGAAGGCGGAGGAGGGAAGGACGGCCAAGAGCGACACCGCCGUGUGCCCAACGGUCGGUGUCCCCGGCUGAGGCAGCGCGGCCGCAGCAGCCCCGUUUGAUCUGUGGAUGAAAUGAAUCAUGAUUUUCAAGCUCUUGCAUUAGAAUCUCGGGGAAUGGGAGAGAUGCAGAAAAAGAGUCCAGUCACUCCUAUGGGCCACAAGAGGGCACCCUGCAGCUAGCUAACCCUUCCCUUCUCCAGAACAGCGUUUUCCAAAGAGUUUGUCAUUUUCAGAGGACUGAUUUAAGGGCAGCAGGGAACCUUCUGGGAUUUCCUUCUUUGCCUGUCUCUCUCUCACCAGUCUUCUCCUCCUUUCCUGACAGCUUUUGCCUACCAAAAAGUUUUGGGAACCUGAUGAUUCAACAAAAGAUGGACAAAAAGGCAUAUUUCUUGGGGAUGAUGAAUGGAGAGAGACUGCAUGGGGAACUUCUCGUAAGUUAUUGGUACCAUUCAAUGUCCCAGCCUAUUAUGGUACAGAGAAGAUCUGGACAGGGUUUUCAUGGAAACAGUGAAGUAAAUGCAAUACUGUCUCCGCGAUCAGAAAGUGGAGGCCUUGGUGUGAGCAUGGUAGAAUAUGUAUUAAGUUCUUCUCCUGCUGAUAAAUUGGAUUCUCGAUUUCGGAAGGGAACUUUUGGCACUAGAGAUGCUGAAACAGAUGGACCUGAGAAAGGAGAUCAAAAAGGCAAGGCUUCUCCAUUUGAGGAGGACCAAAACAGAGAUCUUAAACAAGGAGAUGAUGAUGAUUCUAAAAUAAAUGGCAGAGGUUUGCCAAAUGGAAUGGAUGCCGAUUGCAAAGAUUUUAAUCGUACUCCUGGAAGUCGUCAAGCCUCUCCAACUGAAGUAGUUGAGCGCCUGGGCCCCAAUACUAAUCCCUCAGAAGGAUUGGGGCCUCUUCCUAAUCCUACAGCUAAUAAACCACUUGUUGAAGAGUUUUCAAAUCCUGAAACCCAGAAUCUGGAUGCCAUGGAACAAGUUGGUCUGGAUUCCUUGCAGUUUGACUAUCCUGGUAAUCAGGUACCCAUGGACUCUUCAGGAGCUACUGUAGGCCUUUUUGACUACAAUCCCCAGCAGCAGCUCUUUCAGAGGACUAAUGCACUAACAGUUCAGCAGUUAACUGCAGCUCAACAGCAGCAAUAUGCAUUAGCUGCAGCUCAACAGCCACAUAUAGCUGGUGUAUUCUCAGCAGGCCUUGCUCCAGCUGCAUUUGUGCCAAAUCCGUAUAUUAUUAGUGCUGCUCCUCCAGGGACUGAUCCAUAUACUGCAGCAGGGUUGGCUGCAGCAGCAACAUUAGCAGGUCCAGCAGUGGUUCCACCUCAGUAUUAUGGUGUUCCAUGGGGGGUGUAUCCAGCCAAUUUAUUUCAGCAACAAGCUGCAGCUGCGGCAAACAACACAGCAAAUCAGCAAGCAGCAUCACAAGCUCAGCCUGGACAGCAACAGGUUCUCCGAGCUGGAGCAGGUCAGCGCCCUCUUACUCCCAAUCAGGGCCAGCAAGGGCAGCAGGCAGAAUCACUUGCAGCAGCAAAUCCAACUUUGGCUUUUGGUCAGGGUCUUGCUACCGGCAUGCCAGGCUAUCAAGUACUAGCUCCAACUGCCUAUUAUGAUCAGACUGGUGCCUUAGUGGUUGGCCCCGGAGCAAGAACUGGCCUUGGAGCUCCAGUUCGUUUAAUGGCUCCGACACCCGUUUUAAUUAGUUCAGCAGCAGCACAAGCUGCAGCAGCAGCAGCAGCUGGAGGAACUGCAAAUAGUCUUACCGGCAGCACAAACGGUCUCUUUCGGCCAAUUGGCACUCAGCCACCGCAGCAGCAGCAGCAGCAGCAGCCGCCGAGCACGAAUCUGCAGUCUAAUUCAUUUUACGGGAGCACUUCUUUGACUAGUAGCUCCCAGAGCAGUUCUUUAUUUUCUCACGGACCUGGCCAACCUGGAAGUACAUCGCUUGGCUUUGGAAGCAGUAGCUCUUUGGGUGCUGCUAUAGGCUCAGCCCUCAGUGGAUUUGGUUCGUCAGUUGGCAGUUCUGCAAGUAGUAGUGCCACAAGGAGAGAGUCUCUAUCUACUAGCUCUGACUUGUACAAAAGAUCUAGUAGCAGCCUAGCACCCAUAGGGCAACCAUUUUACAAUAGUCUGGGAUUUUCCUCCUCUCCAAGUCCAAUAGGCAUGCCUCUGCCAAGCCAAACUCCAGGACAUUCACUUACGCCACCGCCAUCACUUUCAUCACAUGGAUCCUCAUCCAGUUUGCAUUUAGGAGGCCUGACAAAUGGUAGUGGUCGAUAUAUCUCUGCAGCGCCUGGAGCAGAAGCAAAAUACCGGAGUGCUUCAAGCACUUCCAGUCUGUUCAGCUCCAGCAGCCAGCUCUUUCCUCCUUCCCGGCUUCGGUAUAAUAGGUCUGAUAUUAUGCCUUCCGGCCGAAGUAGAUUAUUGGAAGAUUUCAGAAACAACCGCUUCCCAAACCUUCAACUUAGAGACUUGAUUGGGCACAUAGUUGAGUUUUCUCAAGACCAGCACGGUUCUAGAUUCAUACAACAAAAACUAGAGAGAGCUACUCCAGCUGAGCGACAGAUGGUAUUUAAUGAAAUUCUACAAGCAGCCUAUCAAUUAAUGACAGAUGUUUUUGGAAACUAUGUUAUACAGAAAUUUUUUGAGUUUGGGAGUUUGGAUCAAAAAUUAGCUCUCGCCACUCGUAUUCGUGGGCAUGUUCUGCCUUUAGCCUUGCAGAUGUAUGGCUGUCGUGUUAUCCAGAAAGCUCUGGAGUCUAUUUCAUCUGACCAGCAGGUAAUUAGUGAAAUGGUAAAGGAGCUAGAUGGUCAUGUACUCAAAUGUGUGAAAGAUCAGAAUGGAAACCAUGUUGUACAAAAAUGUAUUGAAUGUGUUCAGCCACAGUCACUACAGUUCAUCAUUGAUGCUUUCAAAGGACAAGUGUUUGUACUUUCAACUCAUCCUUACGGCUGCAGAGUGAUCCAGCGCAUCCUCGAGCAUUGCACUGCAGAGCAGACUUUACCUAUCUUAGAGGAACUCCACCAACAUACAGAGCAGUUGGUACAGGAUCAGUAUGGCAAUUACGUUAUUCAGCAUGUCUUGGAACACGGUCGACCUGAAGACAAAAGCAAAAUUGUUUCUGAAAUCCGAGGAAAAGUCUUAGCCCUGAGUCAACACAAAUUUGCCAGCAAUGUAGUAGAAAAGUGUGUUACCCAUGCCUCCCGUGCCGAGAGAGCUUUACUGAUUGAUGAAGUUUGCUGCCAGAAUGAUGGUGCUCACAGUGCCUUAUACACCAUGAUGAAGGACCAGUAUGCCAAUUACGUGGUUCAGAAGAUGAUUGAUAUGGCUGAACCUGCCCAGAGAAAGAUAAUCAUGCAUAAGAUUCGACCUCACAUUACUACUUUGCGCAAAUACACAUAUGGGAAGCAUAUACUGGCCAAGUUGGAAAAAUAUUAUUUGAAAAAUAGCCCAGAUCUAGGGCCUAUUGGAGGACCACCAAAUGGAAUGCUGUAAAGGAAAGAGAAAGAAGAUGAUGUAACCAUGUGAAAAGAAUGUUUCUUUUGUGAAUUAUCAAAACACAACUCAACUAUGAAUCUUCAAAUUUUUUUUUAAAGCAAAACUAUUUAUUGACUUUAUUCAUCCAUUUGUAAAUUUUUUAAGGUUCUUGUGUAUAUUUGGGGGGUGGGGGUGGUGAAUUAUAAAUUAUAUUCAGCCCUGAGUGGAGACCUAUCAGAUUGGAUUGCUGGCAAAGCACAGAAUGCCUGUAUAUGAUGUAACUAUCAAAAAAAAAGCUGUCACAUAUUUUGUAAAUUUUUACCUUGUAAAGUCACAAAAAAUAGUUUUUAAAGGAAAAAGUACAGUAUUCUUUUAAUAAACUGGCUUGCAGUCUGGUAGGUCUACGGACCCCAUAGCACAACAGGUUUAUAGAGAUGUAUAUAGAAAUAUAGUCCUUAUUUUUUUUUUUUUUUGUCCUUUGUGUGAAGCCUUUUAUAACCAAUUAACAAUCAACUGCAUAAAUAUUAUUAAUAUUUUAAAAAGAAAGUUAAGUUGUAUUUUGGUAAUUCACAAACUAUCAUGCAAAUAAAAUCUCUGCAAGUAAGUUAAGAAUUAAAUGAUUUGAGAUGAAAGAACUUACAUUAUUUACAAUGGAUAUGGUUUUAAUACAAAUACUGCCCUAAAAUGUCUCUGGCAAUGUACAGAAGUAUUGUAUAUACUUACAUAUGUAAUUGUUGUAAGAGGUAAGAAAAAGAAUCAUGGUGACACUUCCAUUCAGUUAAGUGCACUAAAUGAAAAGUUAAGUCCCAUUUUAACUUUUCAGUUUGGUUUGCAAUCUGAGAAAGAGUAGAAAUUUGUAUAUUGUUUUGCUUAUAGGAUUACAAGGACAUGUUGAGGAAGUGUUGAGCUUUAUUUUGCUUUUUCAUAGUAGACUUUGCAAAAGUAGGAACCAGAUAGAGGUGAAAAGGGGCCACUGAAAAGUGAAUUUGAUAGCUCAACAUUUAAGCAUGACUACAUAUUCAGAUAGCUUUUUUUGCUUCCUAUAAAUAUAUGCAUUGUGUGUGUAGUAAUAGAUGUAAGUUUACACUUUAAAAGCAAAUCUUGUUUCAAUGUUUAUUAUAAAAGCCUUGCUAAUUUAGUAGUGAUGCUUUCCUUGGUUGUACAGGUGUACAUUUGUAAACCUUCAUGCUGUAAAUGGAAUUUGUUUUAUCUCUUUGGGAAACAUUUGCAUUUUAGUGUACAUUUAUGUCCCUGCCCUAUUUGACCUGGCAUAUAGUGUUGUAUAAUGUAAAUUUAUUUCUCCAAAUCGAGAGUGAUUUUUUAAAAAUUUUUUAUCUUUAUAUGGUUUCAGAAGUAUGAACCAGCUUUCUUUUUAUUAUUGUGGGAAACAUUUUCUUUUAUAACAUAGUUGUUGACUCUGUUAAUAUGGACAUACUAGGAUUUGGAUCACUUUCAAGAAGUCAGGGUAUUGUGCAUAAUAGAAAGUAUUGGACUGAGAUUUUUGGUUACCAUGGAGGCCAAUGCUUUUUCCAUCUUAUUAAAUGUGAUGUGACUUUUUUCUUUGUACAGAAGAGUACUGUAUUUUUGAAUAGCCUAUUCCCAAGUAAGAGCAAAUCUGUAUGAUAACAUUUUUUUCUCUGGACAUAGGACAUAACAGUAACAUGAUGUACAUUUACAAGCGGCCUUAUGUACAUUUCCCAACAAUCUUUUUAAGGCAAAAUUGUGACCAUAUGUGUAUAAUUAAAAUCGUUUUUAAUCCUUUGCCUAUGAAAAUAUUUUGGAAAAAAAAACUUGCUUUGUAUAUUCAGUUUCUGAAAGAUAAAGAAAGUGCUUUGUAUUUUGUUGAAGUCAGUAUUUUGUAUAAAACCAUUUAUGUUGACCCACUUCUGUUUAGUGCUGACAACUAAUGAACCAUGCUAUCUCUUUCGAUUGAACAUGUAAAGGAUUUUUUUAUUAGAAGUCUGCAGAAGAAAAGCAUUCUUCUGAGCACAAUAUUGAAUAUAAAGGUUUUAUCACUUAGCUGUUCUUAUCAUGAACCUAAAAAUAAUGGCAUAAAGUUUGGGGUGCCAGGCAUACUUUUUCAUGUUUGACUUUGAGUUAUUCUAGUUUUCUAACCCAACAUUCCAUGUUGAGUCCAUUAAAUCCAACCACUUGUCACUGUCCCCUCUCAUAGUCCUACUGGUUCAUCAGCAUGUCCCAGUCAACAGUGGCAGUGCUCCCCCCCCCCCCCAUACAAAACUGCUCUUUUCCCGUCCUACUUUGUUUUGCCAGCCUCAGAGUGUCUUGGCCCUGUGUCGAACUUUUGCUCCCAGUAUCCACUCACAGUCGUGAGCUGAUCAUGAUCCAAAUCGUCCUUGUUGGAGAUUGAUAGUGACUUUCCUGGAUUUGCACAGUUGAAUUCCUGGCUUUCCUUUGUCCUGCAAACUUAGAAAGUCUUGGGGAUAGCUGGGAAACUGAACCUUCUUCUUGGGGUUUUGAUGUUCCCAUGUAUCCCAGUGUUGACAACCCAAUCUUCCCAAUACUUUGGGGCCUAUUCUAGAAAAAUAUCUGUUAUUCUAGAAAUUUUACAGUCUGCCAUUUUGGUGCCCACCUCUCUGAUUCCACCAUUUAAUAAGUUGGCAUGGAGUUUUGCUAAACUCUGACAUUUCAGAAUAAAGAAACUUUAAUUGGGCAGAACCACUUAGACUUCACUCUUGAGUGUCUCCUUUUGAUAAUGGAUUGUUUCUGGACCAGUUUGUCUAAGUCCUGGCUCUUCUUGGUUCAUAUGAAAUAAUGUUAUCUUCACUUUGUAUAUUAUGUAUAAAUUAGAAAAUGAAAAAUGUGUGAAUAACAUUGUAUGAAAUAAACCUGGUCUUGUGUUUUUCUCUAGAUAAAAUACCCUUCUGUACCUCAAUUAUAAUUCAGAUUGCCCAUUCAAGUUUACUCUGAUUUAAGGAAAAGAAAAUAUUUUUAUCCCAUGGAUGCUAAUCUGGGGCUACUGAUUACCCUGAUGAUAUUCAUGUCUUUGAUUAGUAUUCAGGAUCUCUAAUUACAUAGAGUGAUUACACACUUCAUAGGAUGAAACUUUUAGCCUGUUUACUUGAUAAAAUGAUACUUCUUCAAGGUUGUUUUCAGGAUUAAAUUAAAUCACUUAUCUUUACCUA
This is a messenger RNA of Leopardus geoffroyi (Geoffroy's cat), 6694 nucleotides long. It is a transcript of the gene PUM2, whose product is annotated as pumilio RNA binding family member 2. The transcript is spliced from 23 exons. Gene Ontology annotation, biological process: regulation of mRNA stability; miRNA processing. Gene Ontology annotation, molecular function: mRNA 3'-UTR binding. Gene Ontology annotation, cellular component: cytoplasm; cytosol. Bases 441 to 3569 code for a protein of 1042 amino acids. NCBI's taxonomy places the organism in Eukaryota, Metazoa, Chordata, Mammalia, Carnivora, Felidae. The record is from RefSeq and is a predicted model, not a curated record.